AUGGCAAUAGGACUCUUUGGAUUGAUCCCAAGUUCAUCACCAGACGAGCUAAAGAAGAUUCUACAAACACUUUCAACAAAAUGGGGAGACGUAGUUGAGGAUCUAGGGAGUCUUGAAGUGAAACCAAUGAAAGGAGCCAUGACUAACGAAGUGUUCAUGGUGAGUUGGCCUAGAAAAGAAACUAAUCUCCAUUGUAGGAAACUCCUUGUUCGUGUCUAUGGAGACGGAGUUGAGCUUUUCUUUGACAGAGACGAUGAGAUUCGGACUUUCGAGUUCGUGGCUCGCCAUGGCCACGGCCCUCGGCUCCUUGGCCGGUUCGCCGGUGGCAGAGUCGAGGAGUUUAUCCAUGCCCGGACCCUAUCGGCAACCGAUCUUCGUGAUCCAAACAUAUCAGCUCUGGUUGCAUCUAAGCUAAGAAGAUUUCACAGCAUAAACAUUCCUGGAGAUAAAACUGUACUCAUAUGGGACAGGAUGAGGACUUGGGUAGGGCAAGCUAAGAAUCUAUGCUCGGCUGAAGAUUCAACAGAGUUUGGUCUAGACAACAUUGAAAAUGAAAUCAACUUCCUAGAACAAGAAGUGAACAAUGACUAUCACCAACAAGAGAUUGGAUUCUGUCACAAUGAUUUGCAAUAUGGUAACAUCAUGAUUGAUGAAGACACCAGUGCCAUUACUAUCAUUGAUUAUGAGUAUGCAAGUUAUAACCCAAUUGCUUACGACUUAGCAAAUCACUUCUGUGAGAUGAUGGCAAAUUACCAUUCGGACACUCCUCAUAUUUUGGACUACACUUUAUAUCCAGGAGAAGAAGAAAGGAGGAGAUUCAUCUGCAAUUACAUCACUUCUUCAGGUGAAGAACCAAGAGAAGAAGACAUAGAACAACUCUUGGAUGAUACUGAGAAGUAUACAUUGGCAAGCCAUCUCUUUUGGGGUUUAUGGGGAAUCAUAUCUGGCUAUGUGAACAAGAUUGAGUUCGAUUAUAUUGAGUAUUCGAGGCAGAGAUUCAAGCAGUAUUGGCUUCGAAAGCCCCAGCUUUUAUCUCUCUACCCAUCUCAUAAUUAA
Molecule: messenger RNA, 1056 nt
Organism: Arabis nemorensis
Lineage: Eukaryota; Viridiplantae; Streptophyta; Magnoliopsida; Brassicales; Brassicaceae
Source: the annotation of a GenBank genome assembly